Molecule: messenger RNA, 1257 nt
Organism: Fusarium proliferatum ET1
Lineage: Eukaryota; Fungi; Ascomycota; Sordariomycetes; Hypocreales; Nectriaceae
Product: putative Adenylosuccinate synthetase
Exons: 22
Coding region: 1-1257 (418 amino acids)
Biological process (GO): 'de novo' AMP biosynthetic process; IMP metabolic process
Cellular component (GO): cytoplasm
Molecular function (GO): GTP binding; adenylosuccinate synthase activity
Source: RefSeq, a predicted model, not a curated record
AUGGCGAUCACUGUCAUUCUCGGAGCCCAAUGGGGUGACGAAGGUAAGGGCAAAUUGGUUGAUGGACAGUGCCAGGAGGCUCAGCUCUGUGCCCGAGCCGCGGGUGGACAUAACGCUGGACAUCUCGUGCGUGUAAACGGAGUUUCGUAUAGCUUUCACCUCUUGCCCUCUGGGCUGAUCAACCCAAGAUGCAUGAACUUCAUUGGUUCGGGCGUAGUUUUCCAUGUCCCAAGUUUCUUUAGCGAGCUCAAGGAGCUUGAGAAGAACCUGACUGCGGUACAUGAUCGGAUCCUUGUUUCUGAUAGGGUCAAUAUUCUCUUGGACCUGCACAUCGCAGUGGAUGGUCUCGAGGAGGAGGAACUUGGAGACGCAGCUAUCGGAACAACAAGACGCGGCAUUGGUCCCUGCUACCAGACAAGUAGAGCGCGAACUGGCAUCAAAAUGACCGAUGUCUUUAACCCUGAAGUUUUCGAGCAGAAGUUAAGACGUUUGGCCAAUGGCUUUCAAAAGCGCUUCGGAGAACUGCUCAAAUAUGACAUCGAGGCCGAGCUUGCUCGUUUCGAUGAGUACAGGCAAACGCUCAGUAAGUACGUCGUGGACGGCGUGGCCUUUAUGAAAUCCGCACAGGAGAGCAACAUGAAAAUUGUGAUCGAAGGCGCAAACGCACUGAUGCUAGAUGUUGAUUAUGGUUCUUAUCCAUUCGUCACUUCCUCAAGUACCACACUUGCUGGUAUUAUUGGUGGACUUGCACUGAACCCGAAGAAUAUCACGGAGACGAUACCACCCGUGUCGGGGCCGGGGCCUUUAAGACCGAGGAUACGGAAGAGAUUGGCACCAAGCUCCAGGAGAUUGGACGCGAAUGGGGAACGUCGACUGGCCGCAGACGCCGAUGUGGAUGGCUUGGUAGAUACAACCUCGAAACCUCGAUACAGUAACUCGAUCAAUUACUACGACAGCCUGAAUCUCACAAAGCUCGACGUUUUGGAUACCUUCGAAACAAUCAAGAUCGCCAUUGCCUACAAGAUCGAUGGAGAGGAACUGGAUUCUUACCCUGCGGAUCUUGACAUCCUGAACCGAGCUGAGGUGGUUUACCACGAGAUGCCAGGCUGGCAAAAGCCGACCACCAACGCGAGGACCUACUACGACCUUCCUAGGGCAGCCCGCGAUUACGUCGAGUACAUCGAGAAGUUUGUUGGAGUCAAGAUCAAGUACAUCGGCACCGGUCCUGACCGUGAGGCCAUGGUUCAGCGUGCUUAA